Molecule: messenger RNA, 771 nt
Organism: Lotus japonicus
Lineage: Eukaryota; Viridiplantae; Streptophyta; Magnoliopsida; Fabales; Fabaceae
Product: 50S ribosomal protein 5, chloroplastic
Exons: 2
Coding region: 121-555 (144 amino acids)
Source: RefSeq, a predicted model, not a curated record
AAAUUGAAAGAAGUCAUGGACAUUUUCAGAGAGAGAAUGCUGUUUCUUAUCCACAAACCAAUUCCAAUCCUCUUUUUCAAUUGACAAAUCCACUCCUCAACAACACAACACAACACCACCAUGGCGCUUCUCUGCUUCAAUUCCUUCACUCUCACCCCUCCUCCUUCUUCCUCCUCCUCCAUUUUUGCACUUCCCCCAAGCCCCGCUUCAAGAUUGCAACUUGGUCUGCCCACCAAGUGUUUGAAGGAAGUUCGCAUCUGGGCAGUGCAAAGGAGGAAGAAUGCCAUGAUUGUUUCUGCAGCUGCUGAUUCUGGCGGUGCAGAGGGUGUGGCUUCGCCGGAGGAACCAGGUGAGAGCAAGAAAGAGGGUGAUGCUGUUGUUCCAGUGGACAAGCUUCCUUUGGAAUCAAAGCUGAAGGAGAGGGAGGAGCAGAGGCUGAGGAUGAAGCUAGCUAAGAAGAUAAGGCUGAGGAGGAAAAGACUUGUCCGCAAGAGGCAUUUGAGGAAGAAGGGUAGAUGGCCACCUUCCAAGAUGAAGAAGUUGAAGAAUGUCUGAUACAUUUUGCAGGUUUAAUAAUCCUGAUUAUUCUACUUCUGUUUGUAUUGUCAAUUUUUUUUUUGUUACUUGGCCUGUUAAGUUAAAUCACAUGUAAUUUUGUCUAUGUUGUUAUUUUUUAAUCAAGAUUGUUAGUUUAUGUAGCUCUCCCAAUUUGGUUCUAAUAUUGAGCAUUGACAUAGGGGUUCUGAUUUAGAAUCCAUGCCAUAGGUGAAA